UAACCAAACCAUCCACUGUAGAGUGUCUGGUGCUCCCUUGACCAGUAAUAGAGGAAGGAAAAAUUGUUAUGAAUUAGCUAUGAAAAACAUUGGCAAUUUUGAGGCUUCUUAUUGUCAGGUGACAGUCCUCUGAUAAUCAGGCAAAAAAGUAAACUGGUUUAAAAAUGAGUCUUAUUUUAAAGAAGGCAUUACAUAGUCUGGUUGUUUACAGUAAUGGAAGACUGGCUGGGGAGAUACUGACUGGAAAGCAUCACUCAUUGCCUGCCUCUAAGGAAAUUACUCUUUUUUUUUUUUCCUGUUAGGGAUCUGAUUAUUGAGUACAGUGAAAGUGCUCGCGUUACUGGGGACCCAGCUAUCUGCCUUCCUCAUUCUCAUGCUACCUCUUUGAUGUGCUGCCUCUUUGAACUUCUAGGGCUGGCAGCAGUGACCAGAAUUAAUGCUGCAAUUAGAAUGGGUAAUUCUGAGAAGACUAUGGCAGAAAUGAUGAAUCCAGAGGCCCAGUUACCAGAGGUUUAUGCAUUUGCUGCAGAUCUUUAUCAAAAGGAGCUGGCCACCUUGCAGCAACAAAGCCAUGAUGGUAACCUCACCCAUCUAGAAUUAUCUGUUGCUGUAGAGAUGUUCUCUUCUGUAGCCCUGAUUAAUAGGGCUUUGGAUUCAGGAGAUGUGAGUACAGUGUGGAAACAAUGAGCAGUCCUGUCACAGGACUGACAAACAUUGAGGAUGAGAUCUCAGAGGUGAGUGCUUCAAAGAUUCGUGUCUCUCUUUGAUACUGCUUAUAUUCAUGAUAGUUUGGGUUUUUUUCUUUUCUUUUUUUUUUUUUC
Molecule: messenger RNA, 821 nt
Organism: Numida meleagris (helmeted guineafowl)
Lineage: Eukaryota; Metazoa; Chordata; Aves; Galliformes; Numididae
Product: ras GTPase-activating-like protein IQGAP1
Exons: 2
Coding region: 388-687 (99 amino acids)
Biological process (GO): regulation of actin cytoskeleton organization
Cellular component (GO): cytoplasm; nucleus
Molecular function (GO): GTPase activator activity; actin filament binding; calmodulin binding
Source: RefSeq, a predicted model, not a curated record